AUGAGUUUGAAGAAGAGAGAAUUCAAGUGCGCAACCCGCAGCGAGGAUGGAAAGCUUGAAAACAUCGAAGUCGACGGAAGGAGAGCGCAGAAUGAGUGCACUCUUUCAAUUGUGAGGACAAACAAGACGCCGCAGAAGGAGAUCGUCUUGACUGCACGAUCGGAGGUAUGCCGCAGCGGGAACAAAGUGAUCAUCGGAGACGCGCAGUUGACGCUGGAAUUCGAGAACGAAGAUGAUGCUAAGCUCUUCCGACAAUUUAUAGAUUUCCGAGAUCAAAGUGGCUGUGUCUUCGAUAAACGAACAGAAAUUUCCAGCUCCGAUCAAUACUUCCAGUUCUAUGGUUAUCUCUCUCAGCAGCAAAACAUGAUGCAAGACUACAUUCGAACAGGAACCUACCAGAAGGCGAUGGUGCAAAACUUUGUUGACUUCAAAGACAAGAUCGUCCUUGAUGUCGGAGCUGGCUCGGGUAUCCUCUCCUUUUUCGCGAUGCAAGCGGGCGCGGAAAAAGUCUAUGCGGUCGAGGCUUCGAGCAUGGCAGUGCACACCGAAAAACUGGUCAGCUCGUCGCAAUACGCUGGUAGAAUUAAAGUAAUUGCUUCGAAAAUUGAAGAAGUCGAGCUUCCAGAAAAGGUCGAUAUGAUCAUCUCAGAGCCAAUGGGUUACAUGCUUUAUAACGAACGAAUGCUGGAAACAUUCAUCCACGCUAGAAAGUUCCUCAAAGAAGACGGACUUAUGUUUCCAUCAAUCGGAGAUCUUCAUGUAGCGCCAUUCACGGACGAGGCGUUGUAUAUGGAGCAGUUUCAAAAGGCAAAUUUCUGGUAUCAACAAAGUUUUCACGGAGUCGACUUGUCCUCGCUCAGAGAUGAUGCGGUAGCUGAGUACUUUAAACAGCCCAUUGUUGAUACUUUUGACGUCAGCAUUCUUAUGGCAAAAUCAGUCAAAUACUCUGUCGACUUUAAGAAGGCUUCUGAAGAAGACCUUCAUGUGCUCGACAUUCCAGUCAAAUUUCAAGUGCAUACAUCAGGUACAAUUCAUGGGCUUGCCUUUUGGUUCGACGUUGCGUUCUGCGGCUCUUACACGACCGUUUGGUUGUCAACGGCUCCCAAUCAGCCACUUACUCAUUGGUACCAAGUGCGUUGCUUGUUCCGAACUCCACUCUUCGCUAAAGCAGGCGAGUACGUCACAGGCCGUGUUCUGAUGAAAGCAAACAAGCGACAAAGCUAUGACAUAGAAAUCGAAGCCUCAAUCGAGGAAACUGGCUGCAAAGCAGACAAUAGUCUCGAUCUCAAAAACCCGUAUUUCCGAUAUAACGGUGCACAGCCUCAGCCGACGCCUGGCAGCACUACAUCACCGUCGAACGAAAUGUACAGCGGACUGAAUAUCGGCCUAGAGAGCUUCUCGAAGUCUCAGGAAACGACGAUCUACCAAACAGACUCGCCUACCCCGCAACAGACCCAGCAAACGCCCUCCGUUUCCGUGUCAAACUUGAAACUUUGA
This is a messenger RNA of Oikopleura dioica, 1497 nucleotides long. Lineage: Eukaryota; Metazoa; Chordata; Appendicularia; Copelata; Oikopleuridae. The record is from the annotation of a GenBank genome assembly.